Messenger RNA from Penicillium olsonii, 1527 nucleotides. Lineage: Eukaryota; Fungi; Ascomycota; Eurotiomycetes; Eurotiales; Aspergillaceae. The record is from the annotation of a GenBank genome assembly.
AUGACCUGGUUCGCGAUAUCCGAUCCGCACAUGUCGGUCUCAAGAACGACCUGGUGCCUGUGGGGCCAUGGGAAGGAACAGAAGGUAAGGAGAUCUUUAUCGGCGUGGGAAUGGCGACUCACAUGGCUAGCGUACGAAUCAUAUCCUUCGCCCAAUUCGGCCGUGCUGCCGAGUCGAACUCGACUGUUGAUAAACUCGCCCGUCGAAGACUUCAAUACGCUGCCAGGUGACGAUGACGAUGACAGCUUGGAGGUCAUGUCGGUGGGCAGUGGCAGUAACAGUGGCUCCGACUCCUCUGGGACGAUCUCCAUAAUGAGUAUGCAGCGGCCAGCUGUUGAUAUCUUCGUGGAGAGAUUCGUAGAUGCGUUCAGUCCCGAGGUGGACGUGAAGUCCGGACGAGCGGGUGCUUUGCGAGCUGCGGCUGGGAUUCGCAUGUUCUCACCACUUAUCACAGAUGCUUUUGAGGCUGUCUCGGUGGCCUUCUUUGGUCGUUCCGUGCAGAACAAACAGAUUGAAGCGUCUGGGUUCCGGCUGUAUCCCCGCGUUCUACGUGGGUUGCAAGACGCAUUGGUAGACCCGGAAAAGUGCAAUGCCGAGUCAACACUGGUCACUGUGAUCCUUCUGCUGGCAUUUGAAAGUGUCGAACGCACAACUCAAAGCGGCGUUUCAGCCCACGUUCGAGGAGCAGUGCGGUUGAUUGAACAUCGUGGACCGGAAAAUCACAUGUACGGAGUUGAGCAUCUCUUGUUCACUGAACUCCGACCAUACUGGAUUGGUGGCGCUUUGGCUGCCCGACAACCCUCAUUCCUCGCUCGUGAAGAGUGGAAAACCAUUCCCUGGUCGGCCGGUACGACUAAGAAGGAUUUCCUCCACCACUUGCUCGAUCUUGCAGCCGAUGUUCCCGGCUACCUCGCGCUCUCCGAUGCCUUCAAAAACACACAAAAGACGUCCGUCAUGGGCGCACAGGAAAUGGCCGUCAAACAAUCUACGAUGUGGAAUGGUAUCGGUGAACUAACAUACAAGUUCCAACAAUGGUACGAGGAUUGGGUGCUCACAUACCCCGAUGGGCCACCACAAGAGGUCGAACAAACGGGAGACCAAGGAUUCCCUAUAUUCCGCCGGCGUGAUCUCCGUACUGGGGCUACUUUUACCCCGACCCGCUUUGCCCAUCCGAACCUCCUCAUGGCGCAGACCAUGUGUCUCUAUUACUCUUUCCGCCUCAUUCUAUCUUCAGUGGACAACCGACCUCACGAUCGCGUGUCGCCCAUGGAGCAGUAUGAGCUGGGUUGUGGAAUUUGCCGUUCACUGGAAUUCUACAUCCUCACUGCACCAGGCAACAUGAUUAACCGCCUUGCGUUCCCUACGCGGGUGGCUUGGGAAGCGUUCCCUGACGGAGGCCCCGAGCGCCAGUUUAUGAUUGAAGUGCUCCACCUGGUUGAGAAGCGGCAUUCCCUGGGGCUCUGGGGCAGUGCCAUGCCCGAGCUAUCGACGCGAGAAUCUUCACCACUAAACACGGGUAGUCCGUAA